This is a messenger RNA of Glycine soja, 1287 nucleotides long. RefSeq lists its product as uncharacterized. The record is from RefSeq and is a predicted model, not a curated record. Lineage: Eukaryota; Viridiplantae; Streptophyta; Magnoliopsida; Fabales; Fabaceae. The transcript has 5 exons. The coding region runs from base 1 to 1287 and encodes 428 amino acids.
AUGCAGAGGACAGAUAGAGGUAGAGGUGGUGGUCGUAGAACAUUUAAUCGUGGUAGAAGACGUGGUCAUAGUUUGGGAGCUCCAAUUACCACCAACCCUUCCACCUCAUCCAUUCAUAUAUCAACCUCAGAGUCGAUGAUUCAUGUCGUUGCACCGACUCCAAACACACUUCCUACAGCUCAAGACCAACCAAAUCCUACCUUUAUAAGGGAGUCAAUUUCCACUACCCCUGUUAGAGAUGCUUCACCUUCAGCACCAGAUGAUUCUCUUACACUUGAGUACCCAUUAGAUCCAAAUUGUGAACAUAUUGUUGAUCAGAGGCCUUUCAUUUGUGCAUAUAAAGGAGAGUUUCAACCAACAUAUGGGUGUUCUAAUAUCAUAUCAAAUAUCAUUAGAGCAAAAUUUGAUGAACCAGCUGCAAGUUGGUUGAAGGUGUCAGUUGACCUUCGCGAUAGGUGGUUUGGAGAGUUUAAGGUGGCACCACAAGAAGAGCAGACCAUUAGAGCUGUUUUUGAGAUAAAAGGUUCACGUAUUUUGAAAAGUGCAAUGAACAAGAUCAGAAAUGGUCAAGAUAAAGGAAAGUGGAUAAUAUCCAAUGUUACAGCAGCCUUGGAUGAACAUUGGGGUUCUACAGAUUUCCAAAACAAGAGUUCCACUUCCAAGGCGAAUCAAUCUGUUGAUAGAGGAGCCUCAGUAUACUGUGGUGGUUCCAUAUCUACUGCAGCUCACUUUGAAAAGCUGUCAAAGGAGUUUCAAAGACCACCAACUGCUUGGGAGGUGAUGGAGAAAACUAAAAAAUUGAAGUCGGGAGAAUGGGUCAAUGACAAGUCCCGCGAAUUUGCUGAGAAAUAUCAACAUCGUCGAGAUGAAAUUUUACAACAUUCGACAAAGGAAGACAGAUCUACACAGGAUUCCCCUAACACUGUCACUUCUAUUAAUGAUAAUGAAAUAUAUUUGAAUGUUGUUGGAGGUCCAAAUUACAAGGGUAACAUGUACGGGCUAGGUACUUUGAGCAAAAGGUUUAGUUGCUCAAAAUCAGCUCCAUCUACUUCUAUUACUGUUGUGAAAGACCAAAUAAAGGAAAUGCGUGAGACAAUUAAUAAAUUGAAUGUUGAGCUUUUGACAAAGGCAAAUAAGGAGAAGACACUUGAGGAAAAGAUGUUGCAGCUAAUGGAGAAUCAUGACCACCAAAGUCAGGAGAUGCGACAACAGAUGCAAGAACAAAAUAAGCAAAUGCAACGUAUACUUACAACACUUGCAUAUUCAGUCUAUCAUGCCAGCUCGUAG